Leucoraja erinaceus (little skate) is the source of this 2874-nucleotide messenger RNA. Its product is annotated as katanin p60 ATPase-containing subunit A1-like. The record is from RefSeq and is a predicted model, not a curated record. Gene Ontology annotation, molecular function: microtubule binding; ATP hydrolysis activity; ATP binding. Gene Ontology annotation, cellular component: microtubule cytoskeleton. The transcript is spliced from 12 exons. NCBI's taxonomy places the organism in Eukaryota, Metazoa, Chordata, Chondrichthyes, Rajiformes, Rajidae. The coding region runs from base 448 to 1932 and encodes 494 amino acids. Gene Ontology annotation, biological process: microtubule severing.
GUCGGCGUCUCCGUUAUCACCACAAGAACUGUUUAAAUUACAGCCGCAGAUGCUGGGACAGUAUUUAAAUUAUUAGGCGCACCUUUUUCCUUGGUGUGACCGGCUUGUUGCGAAGAAGUAGAUAUUUGUUGUCUUGGAGUUGUCCCACCCACCCCAUCCCUGAUCGAGGCCUGGAAGAGUCACCCAACUGCCUGCCAUUGGCAACGUCGCCAAACCACGUAUAACGCGCUGCCUAUCACGCUGCUGAGUUGUAUUUAACCAUUUACACCCUAAAAGGCCCUUGGCGAAAUCCCGCAAAGAAGGCAUAGGGGUAUAUUUGAACACAUUACCGAAAGAAACAAUUGAAAGGGGAAAGAGAAGAAAAUUACGAUUAGCAUAAUAAAUAAUGUAUGCGGUGUAGCGGCACCGAAUGAGGGUGUUGUCUCGAGCUCAGCUACCUGUCGACUCAUGCAGAAUGUAAUGAAAAUGAGUCUUCUUGAAAUAAGUGAAAACGUGAAGUUGGGCAGAGAAUUCGCCUUAUUGGGAAAUUAUGAUUCUGCAUUGGUAUACUAUCAGGGCGUGGUUGAGCAGAUUCAAAAAUAUUUAUCCUCUGUCAUAGAUCCUACAUACAAGCAGAAAUGGAAUCAGAUAUGGCAAGAGAUAAAUGAAGAAUGUCAGCACGUCAAAGAGAUUAUGGCAACGUUAGAUGGGUUUAAGAAUAACAAUUCUCCAUUGCAGGCUGUUCGGCAUGAAGGGCCAGCACAUGAUUUAGAUGUCUGGUCAUUGCCUGUGCCUGUAGAGCGCAAACCAUCGCCACCCCGAAGAAAACGACAAUCCACUCCCUGCAAUGACCUUAGAGCUCCUCAGAAAGAUCGCCUAGGGGCUCCAGUUAAAGGUUCUACCCGUCCAGUAUCUCGACAAGGAAACAAUGACAAAGCCAAAGUAAACAAAACCAAGGAAAAGAAAGGGAAGGAGGACAAGAUCAAACAAACUGAUGCCUCUGAUAGUGAGCCAAAAAAAUUUGAUGGGUCUGGAAAUGACCGGGAUUUAGUGGAAGCUUUAGAGAGAGAUAUAAUAUCACAAAAUCCAAAUGUUCGAUGGGAUGAUAUAGCAGAUCUGGCACUAGCAAAAAAAUUGCUGGAAGAAGCAGUAGUUCUGCCUAUGUGGAUGCCUGACUUCUUUAAGGGAAUCAGACGCCCUUGGAAAGGAGUUCUGAUGGUUGGCCCCCCAGGAACUGGAAAAACAAUGUUGGCUAAAGCUGUUGCGACAGAAUGUGGAACAACAUUUUUCAACAUUUCAUCUUCAACACUUACAUCCAAGUAUAGGGGAGAGUCGGAGAAACUGGUUCGCCUUCUGUUUGAAAUGGCCAGAUUUUAUGCCCCAACAACCAUUUUCAUUGAUGAAAUUGACUCCAUUUGCAGUCGUAGAGGAACUGCUGAAGAACAUGAAGCGAGCAGAAGAGUGAAAGCAGAACUCCUCGUUCAGAUGGAUGGUGUUGGCUGUGCAUCAGAUAAUGAUGAAUCUUCCAAGAUGGUUAUGGUUCUGGCGGCAACUAAUUUUCCAUGGGAUAUUGAUGAAGCUCUAAGGCGGCGACUGGAAAAGCGGAUUUACAUUCCUCUACCUUCAGCAUCCGGCAGAGAGGAGCUUUUGCGGAUAAAUCUGCGAGAACUGGAAGUGGCAGAUGAUGUGGAUGUCAAAAAAAUAGCUGAACAAAUGGAAGGGUAUUCUGGAGCAGAUAUUACCAAUGUUUGCAGGGAUGCCUCCAUGAUGGCCAUGCGACGUCGCAUCCAGGGCCUCUCUCCUGAGGAAAUACGAAAUAUUUCCAGGGAUGAAUUACAGAUGCCAACAACCAUGGAAGAUUUUAGAAUGGCAUUGAAAAAAGUUUCAAAGUCUGUUUCUGCUGCUGAUCUUGAGAAAUAUGAGAAAUGGAUUGCUGAGUUUGGCUCCUGUUGACCAACAUAGACAUCUUUUAAUUAGUAGGAGCUAUAUAUUUUGGGUUCCUCGGGUAAAACAAAAGAUUGCCUUCUCAACUACAGGCCAAAAGUAAUUGGCAAGAGUGCCUUACUUACAAUGAAUGUCAGAAUUCGUGCUUAUUUCUUUGAUGUUUAACUUUAUAGAUUUUUUUAUUUAAACCACAGAUAUUGCAAAACCAAAGUAAAAGUUCUCGGAGAAUCUUGCCAUCAGGAUCUGUUUAAAAUUUAAACAAGUGUGAAAAAUUCUAUUUAAAUCUAACUUUUGUUUCCAGCAAUGUUAAUGUGCUUCGAAAAUGUAUUAAUUGACUAUUUUCUGGAUCAUUUAUAACUAGCUUAACAACUGUUAAAACAAAAAUAUUAUAAGUUUUCAUUUUACUUGUUAAAUUAGCUCCCUGUCGCAAUCACCCUCAUUCAGGCUAAUCAAGCAUGUUCAUUUUCAAAUGAAAUAAAAAGAAAUAGAGGAAAAACAAAAUAAAGCUAAUGAUAUUUCAAUAUAAUUCUUUUAAUUAUUUUUAUUAGAUUUUGAAGGUGAGUGUAAUGAGUCGACUCGAAUAGACAUGAAGAUACAACACGUGUUUAUUAAAUCUACAUACAGCAAGGAUCUGCAGACAUCACAUCUCCGAGCUUCUACUCAUUCUAACUAGCGUAAGCAGGCACUUGAUAAUAUGAAGCACCUAACAGGCGGAGUCCAAAUAACAAACUAUAAUUGGCUAGUAUGAAAUAGCCAAUCUACAUCCUUCCUUGUAGAAACAAAAGCAGCAUCGGUGGCUAAGCAAUAUAGGUGGAAUGUUAAUAAUACAUUUGCAAAGUUACACAAGCGCCAUAUCUAACGGGUGGCCUGCAAACCCAUCCGGCCCGUGUGCGGUACGAGUCAUUGUGGAGUAAGGAGCAGCACUGUUAACAAUAAAUACCGUUUGUUCAC